GUUACAAAUGCCUCUGUGACGUCACCAGGCCGAACAGCGGCGAGGAUGACGUCAUGCCCUCCGUUGGUCACCGCCAAAGUUGAAAGGCGCACUGUCUAAGCGAUGAUGCUCCUUCCCCUGAUGCUCAUCUUCACCCUGGUGUCUGAGUCUUCCUCCCUGGAUAACGGGCUGCUGAAAACGCCGCCAAUGGGCUGGGUGCCGUGGGAAAGCUUCCGGUGCAACACGGACUGCCAACAUGACCCUGACGAUUGCAUCAGUGAACGCUUGAUCAAAACGAUGGCGGACAGGUUGGCCAAAGAUGGCUGGAAGGAGCUCGGCUACGAAUACGUCAACCUGGAUGACUGCUGGGCAGCCAAUGAAAGGGACUCUCUGGGCAGGCUCCAGGCAAAUGCGUCAAGGUUUCCCAGUGGCAUUAAAGCCCUGGCAGAUUACGUCCACUCCAAAGGCCUGAAGUUUGGCAUCUACAGCGACUUGGGCAACCGCACCUGCGAGGGCUACCCAGGGACCACGCUGGACACCAUUGAGACGGACGCCAAGACCUUUGCGGAGUGGGGAGUGGACAUGCUGAAGUUGGACGGCUGCUACUCCAGCUCCGCGGAUAAGGCGGCCGGCUACCCAAAGAUGAGUGUGGCCUUGAACAAGACGGGACGGCCAAUUGCUUACUCCUGCAGCUGGCCUGCUUAUGAGGGAGGCCUGCCACCAAAGGUAAACUACACUUUACUUGGCCAGAUCUGCAACAUGUGGAGGAAUUUUGGUGACAUCGAAGACUCCUGGGGAAGCGUUUCUCACAUCAUUGCCUGGUAUGGAGACCACCAGGACACGCUGCAGCCGGCAGCUGGUCCAGGAAGAUGGAGUGAUCCUGACAUGCUGCUGACGGGCAACCUGGGCCUGAGUUUCGAGCAGGCGAAGGUGCAGCUGGCCCUGUGGGCUAUCCUGGCCGCCCCUCUCUUCAUGUCCUGCAAUUUGCAGACCCUCUCGGCCGAGGCCAGGGGCCUCCUGCAGAACCCACUGCUGAUCUACAUCGACCAGGAUCGGCUGGGGGUUCCGGGCAGACGGAUCGCCAAGAGUGGCCCAUUGGAAGUGUGGAAGAGACCCCUCGUGGACGACCAGUACGGCGUGGCAGUCCUGAACAACAGCACAGACGGUCUGCCCAGGCCCUUCACUACCAGCCUGGAGCUGCUGGGCAUUUCGCACUGCAAGGCGGGCUACCAGAUCUACAGCGUGCUGGACCGGACGUUCGAGGGGAGCCAGGGGCUCAACGCCACCAUCACCCUCAAGGUGGCUCCGACGGGCGUGGUCUUUCUCUUCCUCAGGCCAUUGUGCUAA
This is a messenger RNA of Sphaerodactylus townsendi, 1326 nucleotides long. Its product is annotated as alpha-N-acetylgalactosaminidase-like. Gene Ontology annotation, molecular function: alpha-galactosidase activity. The coding region runs from base 103 to 1326 and encodes 407 amino acids. Gene Ontology annotation, biological process: glycosylceramide catabolic process; glycoside catabolic process; oligosaccharide metabolic process. Gene Ontology annotation, cellular component: cytoplasm. Lineage: Eukaryota; Metazoa; Chordata; Lepidosauria; Squamata; Sphaerodactylidae. The transcript is spliced from 8 exons. The record is from RefSeq and is a predicted model, not a curated record.